Molecule: messenger RNA, 1059 nt
Organism: Striga asiatica
Lineage: Eukaryota; Viridiplantae; Streptophyta; Magnoliopsida; Lamiales; Orobanchaceae
Source: the annotation of a GenBank genome assembly
AUGGAAGGAAAAAACAGCGGCGGCCGGAAAAUGGAUAUGGAUCGGAUCAAGGGCCCGUGGAGCCCGGAGGAGGACGAACUUCUUCAGCAGCUCGUGAAGAAGCACGGCCCGAGAAACUGGUCCCUCAUCAGCAAGUCCAUCCCCGGCAGAUCCGGCAAGAGCUGCCGCCUCCGGUGGUGCAACCAGCUCUCGCCGCAGGUGGAGCACCGGGCCUUCACGCCGGAGGAAGACGAGACGAUCAUCCGGGCCCACGCCCGGUUCGGCAACAAGUGGGCCACAAUAGCCCGGCUCCUCUCGGGCCGGACCGACAACGCCAUCAAGAACCACUGGAACUCCACCCUCAAGCGCAAAUCCGCCUCUCUCAGCUCCGAUGAGGGUAACGGCGACGGGAACGAUUUCCUAGUCGGACCGGAUCGGCCGCUGAAGAGAUCCGUUAGCGCCGGGUCUGGCGUCCCGGUUUCGGUCCUUCACUUGUGUCCGGGCAGCCCGUCCGGAUCUGACACCAGCGAGUCGAGUCUGCCGUUCGUUUCCCCCGUGUUUAAACCGGUCGCGAGAACCGGCGGCGUCCUAAUGGAGCCGGUGUCUGAACCGGCGACAAGCCUGAGCCUUUCCCUUCCCGGUGCCGAGCCGACCGAGUCAACUCAACCGAAAACGAGUCCGAUCCAGCUGCUGCCGGUUCUCCCCACCGCGCCACCGCCUCCGACGGCGGCAACCGCCUCGCCAGCUAUUGCCACGGAGAAACAAACACAAACUCCUCCGAUCUCCGGGUUCGCACCGCCGCCGCCGCCGCCGCCGGAGCAGCAGGCGGACAAGGUAUUUGUGCCGUUCAGCAGGGAGCUGAUGGCGGUGAUGCAGGACAUGAUACGGGCAGAGGUGAGGAGUUACAUGAUGGAACAGCAACGCCAUCAUCACCACCAAGAGCAGCAGCAGUUUAUUAGUCAUUCUCAACAGCAGUAUAGCAAUCAGCAACAGAUGGGGAUGUGCGUGCAGCAAGCUAAUGUGAACCAAAGGUUCACAAACGCCGCCAUUAAUCGGCUCGGACUCAGCAGGAUUGACUGA